GGCCAAAGAUUUAAAUAAACAUAAAAGAUGACAAAAAGAAGAAAGAAGGUGGUUGAAGAAAACAUAUAAGUAUUCCCUUGGGAUCUACAAAUAAUUGAAUAGAUAGGUGGGUGAUUUUGAGAAUAAGAAAUCAAUGAGAAAUAUAGAUCCAGAUCUACAAAUUAUUGACUUUUGGUGAUCCAAUGACAGUUUAGGAAUGGGGAAGACGACCAAAUGGAUCAAGAAUUUGUUGGCCGGAAAGAAAGACAGAACCACCAAUCAGCCACCAAUCGCCACCCAAGAUCGAACCCCAAGAACCCCCAUCUCCACCCAUCCCACAACUCCCAAGGAGAAGAGCAGAUGGAGCUUCCGGCGAUCAUCCGCCACCUCCACCACAACUCCCAACUCCACCGACAUUGCAUCCACUACACCCCCCUCUUUCCAACCUGAAAAUUUCGAACACAAGAACCAUGCUCCGGCAAUGGCAGCACCACAAGGGGAGGCAACCACCAUGAUACGUCUCACCAACAUUGAUGUCAAGGAGGCUACUUCCGCCAUAAAGAUUCAAUCAGUUUUCCGCUCUUACUUAGCAAGAAAAGCUUUACAUGCAUUGAGAGGACUAGUGAAGCUGCAAGCGUUAGUUAGAGGUCACCUGGUGCGAAAACAGGCAGCUGAAACCCUCCGGUGCAUGCAUGCACUAGUGAUGGUUCAAGCUAGAGCUCGUGCUCAAAGAAGAACCAAAGAUCAUCGAUCUCUUCAAGGUGUCUACAAUCAAGAACUAAUGGAAGAAAACAUCAAGAUUGUUGAAAUGGAUAUGGGUCAUGCUCAUGCAUGGCCGUGUGUCUCCCCGGAGCCUCCGGAAGACUUUGACCAAUCUGGUCAACUAUACUACUCGAAACCCGAUCAUUCUAGACCACAUUCCACAUAUUCUAUUGCUGAUUAUACGGAAACCAUCAAUGAUUUGGGGGUUUGUCCAAGUUAUAUGGCUAACACGCAAUCAUCGAGGGCCAAAGCUCGAUCCCAGAGCGCUCCUAAACAGCGCCCUGAGGAUCAGAGUUGGGCCCACGGGAGACAGUCUACAAGUAGUAUUAAGAGGAGACCUUCUCUUGAGGGGAGGAAUGUGCCACGAGCCGUUAGGAUGCAACGGUCAUCGUCUCAUGUUGGUGCGGGUGCUAACAAGAAUCACUGUCCGUGGUCAAUCAAGCUCGAUAGGUCAAGUGUUUCUCUUAUGGAAAGUGAAUGUGGCUCCACGAGUACUAUUCUAACCAAUGGCUAUUAUAGCAAGUCAGUGGUUGGAUAUGGAUAUUGAAGACAUCAUUAGGAGUUAAUCCAUGUGAAAUCAUGUAGCUUCAACGACCAUGUUGAAAGAGUAUCGUUUGUGUGUCAGUAGAUAAGUGUUAAUUAAAAGCAUUUUCAUCAUGUUAGUGAUAUUACAAAAACAAAAAAAAAUAAACGUUUUGAUUUGUGAUGUAGAA
This is a messenger RNA of Lactuca sativa (garden lettuce), 1454 nucleotides long. RefSeq names its product protein IQ-DOMAIN 19. The record is from RefSeq and is a predicted model, not a curated record. Lineage: Eukaryota; Viridiplantae; Streptophyta; Magnoliopsida; Asterales; Asteraceae. Gene Ontology annotation, molecular function: protein binding.